Chiloscyllium plagiosum (whitespotted bambooshark) is the source of this 3682-nucleotide messenger RNA. Its product is annotated as S-adenosylmethionine synthase-like. Gene Ontology annotation, biological process: S-adenosylmethionine biosynthetic process. Gene Ontology annotation, molecular function: ATP binding; methionine adenosyltransferase activity. Lineage: Eukaryota; Metazoa; Chordata; Chondrichthyes; Orectolobiformes; Hemiscylliidae. The record is from RefSeq and is a predicted model, not a curated record.
GUGGGUCAGUCUCUGCCCCCUCCUCCCUGCUCACAUUGAACCUCACAUGAUGUUAGUAACAUUUCUCCUAGCCUUAUAAAGGAGGUGCAGGAGCCCUCUCCAAGCCAGAGCUGUGGAGUCAGGAGAUCAGGGGUUCCCUUGUCCCCACCUCCUGGCUGAAGAGAAACAGAGAACUGGACAGAAAUCUGGAACAUCCACCAGCCUUUCCAAAUCUUCCAAGAAUGAGUCGCCCGGUGGACGGUCGCCAUGGCAACGCCGUACACGAUGAAGGGGUCUUCAUGUUCACUUCAGAAUCUGUGGGAGAGGGGCACCCUGAUAAAAUCUGUGACCAGAUCAGUGACGCUGUGCUUGAUGCCCAUCUUAAACAGGACCCUGAUGCUAAAGUUGCAUGUGAGACUGUCUGCAAGACCGGGAUGGUGCUGUUAUGUGGGGAGAUCACCUCUCGCGCCUUUGUUGAUUACCAGAAGGUGGUGAGAGACACAAUACAGUACAUUGGAUAUGACAAUUCCACUAAAGGCUUUGACUACAAGACCUGCAAUGUGCUGGUUGCCUUGGAGCAGCAGUCGCCUGACAUUGCACAGGGAGUCCACCUAGACAGACACGAAGAUGACAUUGGCGCCGGAGACCAGGGACUGAUGUUCGGAUACGCCACCGACGAGACCGAGGAGUGUAUGCCGCUGACUAUUAUACUCGCUCACCGGCUCAACGCCAAGAUAGCCGAGCUCCGGCGUGACAGCACUCUCCCAUGGCUCAGGCCUGACUCCAAGACCCAGGUGACAGUCCAGUACAGCCAGGAGAAUGGGGUGGUCGUCCCGACUCGUGUGCACACUAUUGUUAUCUCCGUGCAGCACGAUGAAGAUGUGACGGUGGACGAAAUGCGGUGUGCUUUGAAGGAGCAGGUGAUUAAUGUUGUGGUGCCCAACAAGUACCUGGAUGAUAACACUGUGUAUCACCUCCAGCCCAGCGGGAGGUUCGUCAUUGGAGGACCCCAGGGUGAUGCUGGAGUCACCGGGCGGAAAAUCAUUGUGGACACGUAUGGGGGAUGGGGAGCUCAUGGUGGCGGUGCCUUCUCAGGCAAGGACUACACGAAGGUUGACCGAUCGGCUGCCUAUGCUGCUCGCUGGGUGGCCAAAUCCCUCGUAAAGGCCGGACUCUGCAAACGUGUCUUGGUGCAGGUCGCCUAUGCCAUCGGGGUCGCUGAGCCACUCUCUAUCUCUGUUUUCUCGUACGGAACCUCACAACUGGGCGACAAAGCAUUGAUGGAAAUUGUGAAAAAUAACUUUGACCUACGACCUGGAAUGAUUGUCAGGGACCUCAACUUGAAGAAACCAAUUUACCAAAAAACAGCUUGCUACGGUCAUUUUGGCAGGAGUGAAUUCCCUUGGGAAGAGGUCAAGAAGCUGAAUUACUGAUGUAUCCCAGCCUGGUCCUGAAGCCACUGCUGCUGCUGUCCAUUGCGGUGAACUACAGAGGGGUAAUUUGUCCUAAAAUUCCAUGAUAGACUGGCUUCUGCCGGUCCAUGUCAGAUCCUUGCCUCCAGGAGGGACCAAAUCACAAUCAGUGGGAAGAAUUUAAUCGUCAGUAAUAAUGCCACGUUGGAGAAGAGUUUCCUGGGAGUUUACAUGGAGAGUUCUGUUAUUCUUUGCAUUGCUGUCGUUUACAGAACCGUAACAAGCUCCUCUUCCUGUCAUAGGGAUAGGCACCACCAAAAUUCCACAAAUCUGAACUGUAGCUUCAGCCCAGUACCUCCAAGCCUGGUGACGUGAGACAGAACCCAAUACUGAACCACAAAGUGACCAAAAUGACAGAUGCUAAUACUUACAUUCCCUGAGGGUGGAGUGUUGAGGUGCAAAGCUGCAUCCUACUGUCAAUGGCAUUUCAAUUCUGUUCUUGAUGACCCCAUCUCACAAAACAAGGGAACAUUCCUCUCUCCUCUGUGUUUGAGGGGUGAAAUCGGUGCACCCUGAAAUUUGUCCUUCAAGUUCCCUGGACAUCCUGUGCAGCAUGCAGUUAGUGCUAAAAUAAGGUUGGGAUCAAAUCUGGCCUCCCUGCCCCUAAAGAAACCAUAACCUGCCUUAAAGUAGAAAUCCGUGACUUACAAUUCAUGGCAACAUUUUGAAUUUGGAGCAAGGGUAUGACAUUUGCCCCCACAGCCAUUUGACAGGAUUGUGGCUGAAUAAUUGUGAGCUCAGCUUUUCUGGUUGUCCCUAAUACCCUGAAUCUGGCCAGCUCUACCUGAAAGAACACUCAGUGAUCUUACCUCCACUGUUCUCUAGGAAAGAAAAUUCCAAGGACCUCAUGGAUCUCUGGGAGAAAAAAAACCUCUUCUUCAUUUUAAGUUUAAAACUGAAGGCCCCAGAUUUCGAAGCUCUGCACCACCCACCUCUGCCCCCCCCCCCCCCCCCCCCCCCCCCCCCCCCCCCCCCCCCCCCCCCUCAAGUUCUAACCUCUCCCACAAGGGGAAACAUGCUUUCAGUAUCUUCCAGAGCAACCCCUCAGGUUCCAUUCUGCUUCGAUGAGACUAGCUCUCAUUCCUCUAACUCCUGUUUACCUACACAGCUUCUGACAACAUUCCUCACUUCAUGAUUUGCAGGACAUUAUUUCAAGUGAACCAGUCCAAGCCUCCGUCAAAGCAGAUAGACUGAGACAAGCUGUGUAACUGGAUGGAAUUCACAUUUCCCAAACUCAUCAUGAGUUACUCUGGCUUCUUUAGUUCUACAUUGUGUUUCCUUCUCAAGUUUAACUUGUAUCUGGUCACAUAGUCUAGCUCCGAGCCGGGCCAUUUUGAGAAUAUUCAGCUCAAGUGCACGGGUCCACUCCAGUUUUGGCGGCUGUUCCCUUGCAGUGUCAGUCCUGGAUCAUUUCCAACACUCUCACUGCUGAAUCACAGGGCUGCAGGGCUAGGGCUCACUCCAAAGACUGGAGCAUUGCAUCCACAUUGCCACCUCUGUUCAAUACUGAGGGAGAAGCCAUAUCCUUUCACCUUUGACACCAGGUCCUGUCUGCUCACUCAGGUGGACGCAAAAGAUCCUGUGGCAGAACUCAUAGAGGAAUGGAGUGCGCUUUGAUGUUCUAGCCAAUAUUUUUCCCUCAACUAACACAGUACUUUCAUCAUUAUCUCAUUGCUAUUUGUAAUUGAUUGCUGCAUUUCUUACACUACUCCUUUAAAAUUAAAAUGUGUUGGGACAUCCUGUGAAUAUAAAUAGCAGAACAGAAAAACAAUCUUUCUUUCUUAUCUUAAUCCACAAAAAAAAUGCAAUCAAUUGCUACAAUUCCAGUCUUCCUGUUGCUUUAUGACUCUCCCAUUCUUCUUAUUUUGUUCAUUAUUUAAUGUUAACUUAUAUUCUGGCUGAAUCUAAUGAGUCUUCCGAUGCCUCUAAUCUCCUACUAUUUUCCUUCUACCUCUUUCCACUUGCCUUUUUUAACAAAAGUGUUGGAUUUUGAUUUAUUUCUGAACUGAUAAUUGCAGUGCAAAGCGGAAAAGAUUGUCUCUGUUAUAUUGCAGCAGUGGCUAAAUCAAGUCUGUGAUUUAAUUCAAAUCUCCAAAGUCAUUUCAAAGCAUUUGGAAAUUAAGCGUUGGAUCAAUGUGCCUGGUAUCGAGAUGUGUGAAAUGCUUGGGGGAUUUGACUAUGGGGAGCUGUGCACCCCGCGGAAUCUUCCUAAUAAAUGGAUGGAAAACUGA